GAAGGUUAACGAUCAUAAAAAAACGCCUCCUUUUCGCGAUCCAUGAAUACCCGCCGUCCCAACCCGAGCUUCUAGCCCGUGUAUGUCUAUCUCACACAUUUCCUGCUAGCGCACCCAAAUCCUAAGCUCCUCUCUCAAAAGCUCCAAUUCUCUUCCUCAAAUUCAUGAAUAUGUGUCAGAAUUCAUUACUAGGGUUUUAAUAUCUAUCUUUAAUUUGAUUUUUCCUUUUGGCUUGUACAAUUUAGGCUAUGGUUUUUCUCUUGUUUUCGUUUUCUCGAUUUAUUAGAUAUAGAUGAACUCCACGUAGCAGGAGUAUCGAAUUGACAGGAAUUCACUGGAUGUAUUUUUUUUUUUCUUGUUGGGUUAGUACGAUGUACUGAAUAUAAAUAGUGGAUUAGGGUUAGGGUUUUAAUAUUGGUCUUGUCUGGUAUCGUAAUGGAAACGCGUAGAUCCUUCGAUAGAUCGAGAGAACCGGGCUUGAAGAAGCCCCGAUUGGCCGAGGAGAUUGAGCGCGGUAAGAACCCGAACCCGAACGGGAAUGGCCGCCCUUUCGUUCAGAGAUCAGUUGUGGUGCCGCCGCCAAGGUUCCGACCGAGUGAUAGAGAUUCCGAAAGCAGCGACUCGGGCCGAGGGGGUUAUCAGCCUCAACCGCCGCAGCAUCAGGAACUCGUCAGCCAGUACAGGACUGCGCUCGCCGAGCUCACUUUCAAUUCGAAGCCUAUCAUCACUAACUUGACUAUAAUUGCUGGCGAGAACCUCCACGCUGCCAAGGCAAUCGCCGCCACUGUCUGCGCCAACAUUCUCGAGGUUCCUACUGAGCAAAAGCUGCCUUCACUCUAUCUUUUAGACAGUAUCGUAAAGAAUAUUGGGAGGGAUUACAUAAAGUACUUUGCUGCUAGACUACCUGAGGUUUUCUGCAAGGCAUAUAGGCAAGUAGAUCCUGCUGUACAUUCGAGUAUGCGUCAUCUUUUUGGAACUUGGAAAGGAGUCUUCCCUCCUCCAGCACUUCAGAUGAUUGAGAAAGAACUUGGCUUUACUCCCAUAAUCAAUGUUUCUUCUUCAUUAGCUACUACAACAUCUAAGCCAGAUUCGCAGUCUCAACGCCAACCACACAGCAUUCAUGUAAAUCCCAAGUAUUUGGAAAGGCAGCGGCUUCAGCAGUCUGGCAGGAAUGUUCAGCGAACUAAUAGAGAUGGACCAAGUGAAUCUGUUCAUGAGAAGACCAUUGGUGCUGCAUUUGGAGACUAUGAAUACUCUUCUGAUCUUUCAAGGAAUUCAGGCUCAGGAACUGAAAGAACUGGUGGGAGGAUGACUGAGCAAGGACAUGACAAACCCUGGUAUGGAACUGUAGGAAGUGUUGCGGAGACAAUCUCUAGCCAGAAGAAUGGUUUCAAUAUCAAACAAGGAUUGCCCAACUAUCGAGCACCCAAAUCUGCAUAUGCUGAUGCACAACCAAAGCCAACACAGAGUAUUGCACUUAGGACUAGCACUGUGAUGUCUAGUAGCUGGAAGAAUUCUGAAGAAGAGGAGUUCAUGUGGGAUGAUAUGAACUCCAAAUCAACAGCUCAUGGAGCAUCCGAUAUUCCUAUUGACCCAAGGAAAAAUCAUUCAGAAAAAUUGGGGUUUGAAUAUCACCUUCAAAAACCACGCAGUUUAGAUGAUGUUGGAUCAAAGGUCAAUAAGGAAGUUUCCACUGAUUUUAUGUAUAAUGACCAGAAAGAUUUUACUCCUUUUGGGAGCCGGACUUCAUCCUCCUGGCCGUUGGAAGAAUCACAAUCCAUUGAUGGGCUGGUCCAUACUUCAGGCCACUCAGAAGGCUUUGCUGCCACUCUCACACAGUCGUCAACAAGUGUAGCUUCUUCAAUAUCAAGAAUAGGAGGUCAUCAGCAGAUGGGGGGCCUUGGGGUUCUAAUAAAUGCAGUGUCGGGGUCCACUGGAACUGUAGGGCAGCAGCGGUUUCAGUCUCAGGGAGCAGCAUCACCAUCUGCACAGUCACCCAUGCACCAGCAUCCUCAAUCGCCUUCAUUAGUAGUACGCCCUUCCCAUCAUCAGUUGCAAAAUCUGGCCAAGCGGGAGCAUCCACAGACUCUGUCCCUGCCUCAACCUAAUUUAAAAGGAGCUCAAUUUUUGGGCCGGUUGAACAUGGGGCCUUCCAACCAAUAUGCUCAGGAUUCAUCACCUUUCCAGCAUCCAAAUGUUCAGCCAGGACCCUUGCAAAAGCUGCAGCCCCGAGGCUUACAAGCUUCUGCUUCAGUUCCUUCUUUUCAACCAAGGCACCAUGAUGAGCAACAAUCAGACUCCAUGCUGUCUCAGCCUUCUAGUGAGAUUCGAAAGCCAAUCCUCCCUUCAGUCUCUGAUACUGGGUCUCCCUCAACAGUGGGGAAUUCUGCAUCAGACCAUUCAGAUCUUGCCGCAGAAUCUUCAGGACAACCAAGCACAAGUAGUUUGUUAGCAGCUGUUAUGAAGAGUGGAAUUUUCUCUAACAAUUCUAUUACGGGUAGCCUACCUAAUCUGACUGUCCCAGACAUUGGGCAAAUGCCUUCACACUCUGGUAUUCAGCCUCCCCUGCCCAGUGGGCCUCCUCCAGUGCAGAUUACAUCCUCAGGGCCCAGUGUUGUGUCAGCAACUUCAUUAGGUUCAUCAAAUAAUAAUGCACCAGUUCCUGCCAGUAUAUCUCAAAGAAAUGCAGGACAACCACCUUUGCCAUCUGGUCCACCACCUUCAUCACUUGCGGGUAGUGCAUCUGCACCAACCUCAAGUGCUGUGAAUAAUGCCUCAGAUCCAAUUUCAAACCUUUUGAGCUCAUUAGUUGCAAAAGGUUUAAUAUCGGCUGCAAAGACCGAGGUGCCGACUACAGUGCCAACUCAAACCCCUAAUCAAUCACAAAAGAAGAGCCCAGGCACCAUUGCGACUAGCUCUGUAUCAGUUUCUUCUGUACCUGAUUCCCUUCCGACAACAAGGGAUGGGGUAUCGUUGUUGGAACCUGCCAAUCAAAGUUCUCCCGUGAUGCCUCAAUCCAUCCCAUUGGAAAUCGAAAACCUCAUAGGUUUCAAAUUCAAGCCAGAUGUAAUUCGAGAAUUCCAUCCAUCCGUGAUCAAUGGACUAUUUGAUGACCUUCCACUUCGGUGCAGUAUUUGUGAUAUUCGACUGAAGCUUCAAGAAAGUCUUGAUAGACACUUGGAGUGGCAUGCUCAGAGAAAGCUUGAACCUAACGGUUUAAUUAGCACAUCAAGGAGAUGGUAUACAAACACAAGUGACUGGGUUGCUGGGACGGCAGGACUUGCAUCUGGCAUUGAGUCUGCUGACUCAGCCUAUGAGUCUAGUGAGACCCUGGUCAAGGGUGAGCGCUUGGUUCCUGCAGAUGAAACUCAAUGUGCCUGUGUUUUGUGUGGACAGGUGUUUGAAGAUUUUUACUGCCAAGAAAGGGAUGAAUGGAUGUUCAAAGGGGCAGUAUAUAUGACCAUCUCAUCUUGUGCUGGCGAGAUAGAAAUUUCAAACGACAAUGCAGCUAAGGGUCCCAUUGUGCAUGCAAAUUGUAUUUCAGAAAGUUCAAUUCAUGACUUGGGACUGGCUAGUGGUAUUAAAAUGGAGAAGGAUGUAUAAAUUCUUUGAGGCAAGUUAGAGCCUUCCAUAAGCCAGAUUCUUUUAGUAGAAGCUGACGAUGGAAAUCCAGGUGUACUAUACAUAGCUUAAACGUGCAGAGUCCUUGCACGAUAAUUUUGUUGUGCCUCAAAAUGGUGCUCAGGGCUCUUCAUUUUGUUGUUCAUGCUCACAUUUCUUCUAUAUAUUUUUUUUGCCUAUUUUCUUUUUCCCGUUUAAUUCAGUUUGAAAGAAAUACAUAUAAUUGUCAGUUAGUGCAUUGCACCUCAA
Messenger RNA from Juglans regia (Persian walnut), 3870 nucleotides. RefSeq names its product polyadenylation and cleavage factor homolog 4. Gene Ontology annotation, cellular component: cytoplasm; mRNA cleavage factor complex. Gene Ontology annotation, molecular function: RNA polymerase II complex binding; mRNA binding. Gene Ontology annotation, biological process: termination of RNA polymerase II transcription. The transcript has 6 exons. The record is from RefSeq and is a predicted model, not a curated record. The coding region runs from base 436 to 3603 and encodes 1055 amino acids. NCBI's taxonomy places the organism in Eukaryota, Viridiplantae, Streptophyta, Magnoliopsida, Fagales, Juglandaceae.